Messenger RNA from Iphiclides podalirius (scarce swallowtail), 1971 nucleotides. NCBI's taxonomy places the organism in Eukaryota, Metazoa, Arthropoda, Insecta, Lepidoptera, Papilionidae. The record is from the annotation of a GenBank genome assembly.
AUGGCGGGUCGGGAGCACGGAGCAUGCCAGGAAAUCCACGUGGCCGGAGGUCCUGCCAGCUGGCCAGGGGAGCUUGGCAGGGGAGGUGUCUGCGGCGGCCAACUAGAAUGUUUUGACUGGACCGUUGUUUACGCUCAGGGGAGCGGCCGCCUCGGUUUCGCUGACGUCUACGCGCGCCGAGUUUUUCAUUCAGCACUCUCUGGUGUGUGUUUAGACGCGGAACAUCUGCGGGCCUUGGCUGAGUUUAAGACGGUCGACGAGUUCCAUCCGUUCAUAGAGGCGCUAAUGCCUUUCGUAAAGUCCUUUUCGUACACGUGGUUCAAUUUGCAAGCGGCAAAGAGGAAAUACUACAAGAAACACGAAAAGCGGAUGAGUCUCGAGGAGGAGCGGCACACGAAAUAUGAACUGCAGAACGAGAAAGCAGAAGUGAAACAGAAAUGGGCAUCACGGCUGCUGGGCAAGCUAAGGAAGGACAUAACACAGGACUGCCGGGAGGACUUUGUGCUAAGCAUAACUGGGAAGCGGCCGGCAGUGUGUGUUCUGUCCAACCCCGACCAGAAGGGCAAAAUGAGGAGGAUAGACUGUUUACGGCAAGCCGAUAAGGUGUGGCGCUUAGACCUGGUAAUGGUGAUAUUGUUCAAAGCGAUACCAUUAGAGAGCACGGAUGGUGAGCGCCUUGAGAAACACCCGGAAUGCACGCAACCCGGGCUCUGCGUCAACCCGUACCACAUCAACGUGUCCGUGAGAGAGCUGGACCUGUACCUCGCCAAUUUCAUCAACAGCUAUGGUAAUGGAGGCGACGGUCUGCCAGAUAUCCUAAGCGGCUCUCUGUCGCCCCAUCCUCCUAGGGACAAAGAGAAUGAACACGACGCUAAAAGCAAAGGCUAUACCCACAAUCCCUACAACGGUGUCAUUUGCAACGAUAUUAUUCUAGCAACCGGUGUCUUCUCCUCGAAGGAACUAUGGAAGUUGAGUAAAGCUUCAAUCCUGCAAGAGACGGGCUCGGAGUCGCCGAGCGGUUCGGGCAUCAAAUUGGAGUCUGGCUAUUAUUGCGGGUACAACAGUCCAGCGCCUCCUGCCUUCGAGCCGCCCGCCGAGCGCGCAACACCCUCCACAAUGCUCGUCGGGCAAUGUUUUAGUAUCCCGCAUAGCUCGGCGGGGUUAAGCGCGGCGCAGUCCCCACUGGUACCCUCCAACACCAUAUUCUACCAGCACGCGCCACCACCCACCGACACACAUCCCACUGCGUCAGAGCUGUCCAGCCAGCAUUCGAGUGGGAAGUACGACGGUGCACCGCAGGACUCGCUUGGUGACUUCGUGACCUUCGUGUGCCAGGAGCCCCCCACGGAUGUUCAGCAAAUACAGGUGCACGGUUUGUCCCGGAGUCCGAAGCCGGCGUACUUCACCAACUCAAUGCUGCCUCCACCUCCGCUGCCACCUAUGGCCAGGCCUGUGGCCAUCAUCAGAUCAACAGCGAGCGAGGGCGGCGUGGGCGUGGGAGUGGGCGCAGGCGCCGGCGGCAGCUCCCCGGCGUCCCCUGAGGGGCGCUCGCCGGGCGCUUCGCCCCGCCGCCGCUCCCCCCACUACCGCGACUGCCAUCCCCCGCUGACGCACUUCAACCACUUCCACGCGCAGCCGCAGCAGGUGUUCAGUUAUGGUGGUCUGGGCGGCGGCGCGGUACUGGCUGGUGGUGGCGGCGGCUCACCACCAGGCGGCCUUGGCCUCUACGCGCCGCGACCCCCACCCCGCGCACCCCCCAGGUGGAACGCCCCUUUCCCAACAUUGGAGGAGGAGUUUAAUAUAAUGACGGCGCCUGGCGGUCCGGACCACGUCGUUUUGUUGGACGAUGAGCGGUUCUUCCAAUCGAACGUGAUCACGUCCGAAGGCACCGCGAUGGACACGACCUCCGGCGUGGGCCAAGUGGUGGACACGUCGGAGGACAUCGCGCCGGACAAGCCGCUGCGCUCGCCG